Daucus carota subsp. sativus is the source of this 1969-nucleotide messenger RNA. Its product is annotated as probable zinc metallopeptidase EGY3, chloroplastic. Bases 107 to 1798 code for a protein of 563 amino acids. Lineage: Eukaryota; Viridiplantae; Streptophyta; Magnoliopsida; Apiales; Apiaceae. The record is from RefSeq and is a predicted model, not a curated record. The transcript has 6 exons.
AAUACAUACUUGCCACUUCUCCAACUCUCUAGACCCUUCUCCAUUUCCCCUUAAUUUCACUUAAAAGCUUGUCAUUGUUCUCCAAUCAUGCUCACACUCUCCUUCAAUGGCUACUCUUUUCACCAGUUCAUGCACUUGUUCUACACCAACCCAAAAGAACCACUUUUCUUAUUCAUUUUCCAAGAAGACCCACUCAUCUACAUUUCCCUCCAAAGCCCAAGUUAAAAGAUUCAAUUUUGCGGUGAAAUAUGAAAGAACAGAGGACUCUGAUUCUCCUAUUUCCUCAUCAUCUUCUGCUGUGAUUUCGAAAGACGAAGAAAACAAAGAUGCUCAUGAGAAAGAUUUGUCUGGGGAUGGAGAGAGUGAAGUGGAGGUUGAGGAACAACAAGAAAUGGAUUGGAAAACGGACGAGGAGUUCAAGAAAUUUAUGGGGAAUCCUUCGAUUGAGGCAGCUAUAAAGUUGGAGAAGAAAAGGGCUGAUAGGAAGCUUAAAGAACUUGAUAGAGAAAAUGCUGAUAAUCCUGUUGUGGGGUUAUUGAAGAAACUGGCUAUUGACAGUUUGUCUAGGCAGAAAGAGAGGCUGGAGAAAGCUGAGGAGGCUUUUAAGGCUCUUGAUCUUAAUAAGUUAAAGGACUGUUUUGGAUUCAAUACAUUUUUCGCUAGGGAUGUGAGGAGAUUUGGGGAUGGAGGAAUUUUUAUCGGAAAUCUAAGGAAACCUGUUGAAGAAGUUAUUCCAGUAUUGGAGCAAAAGCUAUCUGAAGCUGCUGGGAGGGAGGUUGUAAUCUGGCUUAUGGAGGAAAAAACUGAUGACAUUACCAAACAGGUUUGCAUGGUACAACCAAAAGCGGAAAUUGACCUCCAGUUUGAGUCGACCAGGCUGAGCACUCCUUGGGGCUAUAUAAGUUCUGUACUUUUAGGUGUCACAACGUUUGGAACAAUAGCCUUGAUGAGUGGCUUCUUUCUUAAACCUGAUGCUACAUUCAACGACUACCUAGCUGAUGUUGUUCCUCUCUUCGGUGGCUUCCUAACAAUUCUGGGAGUUUCAGAGAUAGCCACAAGGAUAACCGCAGCACGUUGUGGUGUUAAAUUGAGCCCGUCCUUUUUAGUGCCCUCCAAUUGGACUGGAUGCUUGGGAGUGAUGAAUAAUUACGAGUCUUUGCUGCCAAACAAGAAGGCUCUUUUUGAUAUUCCUGUCGCAAGAACAGCCAGUGCAUAUCUAACAUCCCUAUUACUUGCAGUUGCCGCUUUUGUGGCUGAUGGCAGCUUUAAUGGAGGCGAUAACGCAUUGUAUAUAAGGCCUCAAUUUUUCUUCAAUAACCCUUUGCUUUCGUUCAUCCAAUUCGUAAUAGGCCCAUACACCGAUGACCUAGGGAACGUAUUACCAUAUGCAGUUGAAGGUGUGGGAGUCCCUGUUGAUCCACUUGCUUUUGCUGGACUCUUAGGAAUGGUGGUAACAUCAUUGAACUUGUUGCCAUGUGGAAGACUCGAAGGUGGGCGCAUUGCUCAAUCCAUGUUCGGAAGAAGCACAGCCAGUGUCUUAUCUUUCACGACUUCAUUACUCCUUGGCAUCGGUGGUCUAAGCGGGAGUGUCCUCUGUUUGGCAUGGGGACUGUUUGCAACAUUCUUCAGAGGCGGAGAAGAAAUCCCGGCAAAGGAUGAGAUCACUCCGUUGGGAGAUGAUCGAUAUGCUUGGGGGCUCGUACUCUUUCUCAUAUGUUUUCUUACUCUCUUUCCAAACGGGGGAGGGACAUUUUCUAGCUCAUUCCUUAGUGCUCCUUAUUUCAGGGAUGGUUUGUGAACAGGAGUAUAGAACUGUUUGUUGUUGGUGUGUGGCUAUUAGUGUAUUACUAGUACUUAGUAGUAAGAUAUGUGGUAUAAAAACAUCUCCAAUUAGCUUGAAAAAUCUUAGCAAACAAUCUACAUGACAUACCAAAAAAAUCUGAAGCAAGGUAAGAAUCCAGUUCUUGAA